Xenia sp. Carnegie-2017 is the source of this 1564-nucleotide messenger RNA. RefSeq names its product transcription factor LBX2-like. Gene Ontology annotation, molecular function: DNA binding. Bases 360 to 1058 code for a protein of 232 amino acids. Lineage: Eukaryota; Metazoa; Cnidaria; Anthozoa; Malacalcyonacea; Xeniidae. The transcript is spliced from 2 exons. The record is from RefSeq and is a predicted model, not a curated record.
CAAAUAAAACACUGUUAUUCUUUGUGCUUAAUUAGGAUAAAACUAUACUAAAACUACAAGUUGUCUUCAUAAAAAUAAGAGCUUUUCCAGAAGAAUUUGUUAUUUGUUACUUUCUACCGUCACGAAACGUAUAUUGAUAGAGAGAAAUUGCUUCGUGCGUCCAUAUUCUGCAAAAGACGCAAGAAUCACCGGUAGUUUUCUAAAACUUGUACCGCGACACGACAGUCUGAAUCGUUUGUGUUUUCAAUUUUAGCCUGUAAUUGAAACACUGGUAACAAAAUUGAGACAAAUAAAAGAUCUUCUCGAAAUUAUAGAAGUUAACUGUUAUUGGCUAGUACUUUAGUCUAGUUCUGACAAAAAUGGCCACCGACUUCAGCAUCGAAGCACUGCUUGACAUGCCAAGGAAAAAGAACUGCCUCUACGAAAGGAAUGCAAAUGGAUUGAGAAGAAAGCUUUUGGAGUCACCGAAUGUUGGCUUUUGUGCGUUAAAAGCGGAUGACAUAAGCAAAAACUCCGUUGCUAUGCAAAAUUCAAAUGAAAUGAGUGGCGUUUCCGAGAAAGACUUAACGACAGUUCCUGUAACGACGAGAAAGUCCAUGAAACCGCGACGAAAGCGCACCGCUUUUUCCAACAUUCAACUGUAUUUCCUGGAGCAGUUUUUUCAAAAGAAAGCCUAUCCAACGAGCCAGGAGAGAAAUUUCAUCGGAAGUAUUCUGAACAUUGGUAGCGGUCAGGUGAAGACCUGGUAUCAAAAUCGAAGGACAAAAAUGAAAAGAAAUAAGGAAUUUGACCAUGGUUCCGUAGAAGCACAAGAAUCCGCGCCCUCUGAGAAGCUGAAUGUGAAUUUUGUUGGAGAAGCAGCGCAUUCUCCAGGUUCACUGAAACUUUCAAACACUUUCAACAUUAGUGGGAAAAAUGAUGAAAGCAGAUUACGGAGUCAUACAAUUUCAAACCGACCAGAUAAUCAUAUUUCCAUAUCUCAUUGUUACUACAAAUCUACCCGUAUUGCCAGCAAUCUUUUAAUCCAGCGGCAAAAUAUGUCCAUAAAUCAUCGUUGAUUCACAUGAAUUAUUCAUCGAAAACCUCUACUUUUGGCUGGGAUGCAAAACAAAGAACGACAAUCACUUUAUAUGAAAAGAAAAAGUCUUGAUGUUCAGUUCAAUGGCUUUUGUGUGUGCUUAAAGGUCAAAUGAGUUGAAAGUUUGUAUGUUGUAGGCAGUUUUUUUUUUAGUUUUACAAUGAGAGAACAUUGAAACGUUGCUGUUAUCAAGCAUUACUUGCGCAUUAACAUGUGUGAAGUGAAUAAACAAUUUUAAAAUAUGCGUUUCUUUGUAGCGGAAAUAAUCCAAGUUAAAACCACUUAGAUAGAAUGUAAACGAUCUAUGGAAAUAUAUGUAUACAAAUAUUUUCUUUUUAUCCCGGGAAAUUGUGGACUUGUAGAAACAAGUUUAUAUUUACCAUCGAGAUUACAUUCUUAUUCCACAUGUAAAACUACAUAUAGUCACAGAAUUCCAGUUUUCACUCAGCUGGUGUAUCCACUUUGAAUAAAGACAGUUUUCCUUCA